AUGUCAAAUUGUAACCGUUGCAAAGGUUGAAAGUGAUGUAAACAAUUUAUAAGAAAAUAUUGCUCUCGCUACAAAUAUUUUAUUGUUUUAAGGAAAUAUACGCAGAAGUAAUGAUAUUAGCUUUAAUUUCGUAGUGUUUUUAGUUAUUUCAUUGUGUAAUAUGGAUCCAUUCACCCAGCGUAUGUUGGAAAGAGCGCGUGCUAGACAAGAGAAAAUCGAUCAGAAAUUAGCAAACUCCGGUCAAACUCCGAAACGAAAACCUCUUGCUGAAAACGUCGGUGUUGUAAAACCUCAAUCUCCUAUUAAAUCACCAAUUAAAUCAUCAAAGGAGCCAGUUUUUUCACCAAAGAAACCUUCUAGAGAGUCUCUGAAAUCAGAAACGCAGAGAAAAAGCGUACAGAAAUCUGAUUUGAUAGUCGCCUCUCCACAGAAGCGGAACGAUGUUGUAGUAACGAAAAAGGAGUUCAAAAGUCCGAAAAAGGGCAGUUUGAAUAGACGGAACUCGGACGUAUCAGUUGAGAUUAAUAUUUCUCAUAGAAAUGAUAUACAAAUUGAAGUGCAAGUUGAAGAAAGAGAUGUUCCUAUAAGUAUUUUGUAUGAUCCAAAUUUAGAAAGAGGCAGCAAUGUAGUCAUUAAGGAAAUUCAAGAUGACAGUUCUAAGGCAAUAUUGGAUAAGGAAGGUGAUAUCGGAGAUGCAAAGAAUGAUCGUCCAGCAUUAAGACAUAAUGUUAAAUCUCGCUUAGACAGACUGGGAAAUUUAUAUUCUGACACUCCAAACUUAUCAUCGCCGAUAAAUCGCACGGAAUCUAAUUUCAACUCAGCGUCUCCGCCGCCUGUGUCACAGUCUAAAGAAAGACCCGCUCAAGAAGGGAAGAAAAAAUUUGGAAGACUUGCCGCUCUCGCUGACCAGAUCAAUAACUGGGAGGAUGAUCUUUCUCAUCAUAGUCACACUACAGAAGUAAAGAAGAAUCAGCCACAGCAAAAAAGAAAUGCAGAGGAAAAACAAGAAUCAUCAACACUGGAUGUGUCGAUACAUUCUUUUAAAGACAUUAAUAAAGUUCUACAGACUACUAGUAAUAAGACAACAAAACCCAUCAAUUCGCGCACCUUCACCAAGUCGGUGAACGAAUGCCAGAGACUUGAAACUAAAAUUGUUGCAGAAUUGGAAGAAAACGAGAAUGACGUACCGGACUGUUGUGUACAAACAAAAACAGAUAGUGACAAGCCGGCGCCCGAAAAGGGAUCGCCCUUGGUGAAGAAAUUUGCGACCAGACUGAAUGGGAAUGUGGACAGGAGCUCGGUUCUGUCCAAGGCAGCGAUGUUCGAGGCGGGUAGCCCCAAGACCAAGGAAAAAGACCCCGCAGAGAUGUCGUUGAGGGAACGGAAAGCACUAUUCGAAAAGAAUAAGGGCACAGCGAUCAUUCCGAAGGCGCCCUUCGGUCUCGCACCCUCCGUCAAAAUACUGCAAGGGGAGAAUAAAGCAGACAAAGCGCGACCAGCGCCGACUAAACAAGAUAAAUCAGACACAAUCUCAGUGCAUUCAACAAGUUCCAAAACGAACCUUUCCAAUAAUUCUAGAACAACCUCUAAAGACAGUGUGAACGAAGACACGAUCAGUCAAACUUCGCUAGGAGGAGGUAUUAAAGGAAAAUUGGCGGCCCUAUUUAACAAGGAGCAGACGAUAAGCGAGACAACGAUAGCAAAUAAGUUUAAACAAGAAAGAGAGAAAGAGAUGGAGAUGUUGCAGAAUAGAUUCCAAUAUAAGCCUAAACAAGAGACUACAGAACAGCACAAUGAAUCGGAUGACGACCAUAGUGAGAAUGACCCCUCAGAAAAGGCCCCUCUAAUGGGCAGUACUAUGAGUCUCUCCCAAGCCAAGAAGCCGGAGAUCGUGUCCAAUCUGCCUAAAGUCACCUUCGAUGAUAAAGAAGCGCCUACUGAUAAAGAUGACAAAGUCGUGGCUUCACAACCGGUUAAGAGAAGAAGUUCCCAAGACUCGCAAGUGGUACUCUCAGUAUUAGAAGAUGUAAAAAGGAUCAAAGUAAACAAUCCUAAAGAGAGUAACGGAGGUCUCCCCCAGCCGAGCAUCUACCCACAUUUAUCGGAUAUAGAAACAGAUCAAUCCAAUUCUCAAGAGGAAUACUCCGACUGUGGUGGAUCAAGUGCGGACACACGACAAGACAACUUGAACAAAUCAGACAACUGGGGUGAUACGUCAUUUGGAAGGGAAGUUAUGAAUGUUGUAAAGAAAAACAACUCCAGUUACAAGAAAGCUGUUCGUGAGGAUGACUCGGAUAGUUCACACAGCCCCUAUGACAGCGAAUUGGACGAAAUGCUGGACGAGGCACUGGAAGACAGCGAAGGACCAACGCCACCUAAAGGUCUAUCAUCAAAUAGUUUCGUGUACGAGGAGAAGGCAAAAUUCAAAUCACCAGUAAAGGUGCCGCCCACGACGCCAGCGAAACACGACCGCGGCGCGGAGCUAGUGCAUAGCGUUAGCUUUUAUAGGAGAAUGCAGAAUGCUUCGUCGACGCCGUCGACCCCACUACGUGUGGUACGGCACGAGUCGCCGGAGCGCGCGCCGCCCGACGAGCCCGUACUCAACGUCACCACGGUGCGGGAACGCAUCAAAGAGCUGCAGAAUGAGAUUAACAAGCAACAAACUAUUAUAUCACAGGCUAGCCAGGCGUUGAAUCUGUGCGCGUCUACAAUAGAAUUCAGCGGCUCCACGGAACAGGCGGAAGGGGAAAGACUACUACUUUUAGCUACGCAC
Messenger RNA from Papilio polytes (common Mormon), 2773 nucleotides. RefSeq lists its product as uncharacterized. The annotation marks the transcript as partial. Gene Ontology annotation, biological process: septin ring organization; actomyosin contractile ring assembly; mitotic cytokinesis. The record is from RefSeq and is a predicted model, not a curated record. Gene Ontology annotation, cellular component: actomyosin contractile ring. Lineage: Eukaryota; Metazoa; Arthropoda; Insecta; Lepidoptera; Papilionidae. The transcript is spliced from 16 exons.